This is a messenger RNA of Danio aesculapii, 1336 nucleotides long. It is a transcript of the gene gfus.3, whose product is annotated as GDP-L-fucose synthase, tandem duplicate 3. The transcript is spliced from 10 exons. Gene Ontology annotation, biological process: nucleotide-sugar biosynthetic process. Gene Ontology annotation, molecular function: GDP-L-fucose synthase activity. Lineage: Eukaryota; Metazoa; Chordata; Actinopteri; Cypriniformes; Danionidae. Bases 125 to 1087 code for a protein of 320 amino acids. The record is from RefSeq and is a predicted model, not a curated record.
UCCCUAAACAGAAUUGUCUUUACAAGUGAGCCAAUAAGGUGGGACAUCUGCAAAGCUAAUAGAAAAAAGUGAUCUUCCGCUUCCGCAAAGUCCACGGACUGACGGACAGCAAUCUAGAGAGAAGAUGAACGGGACGGUCGAGCCAAUACGUGUGCUGGUGACGGGCGGCAGUGGGCUGGUGGGGCAAGCGAUAGAGCGGGUGGUAAAAGAGGAGGGAAGAGAAGGCGAAGAAUGGACAUUCAUCUCAUCCAAAGAUGCCAAUCUCUUGAGCGCUGAAGAGACGAGGGCAAUCUUUCAGAAAUAUCGUCCGACACAUGUCAUUCAUUUGGCUGCCAUGGUGGGUGGACUCUUCAGGAACAUGAGACAGAACCUGGACUUCUGGAGAAAUAAUGUGUUUAUAAAUGACAACGUGCUUCAGACGGCUAAUGAAUUUGGAGUGGUGAAGGUCGUCUCUUGCCUGUCCACGUGUAUUUUCCCAGAUAAAACCACAUACCCUAUUGAUGAGACCAUGAUCCACAACGGUCCACCACACGACUCUAAUUUUGGUUAUGCCUUCGCCAAACGCAUGAUUGAUGUCCAAAACAGGACAUGUUUUAAGCAGUACGGUCGGCGAUACACAGCCGUUAUUCCUACCAAUGUGUUUGGAGCUCAUGACAACUUCAACAUUGAGGACGGUCACGUGCUGCCAGGACUGAUUCACAAGACAUACCUAGCAAAAAAGGAAGGUAAACCUCUGCAGGUCUGGGGUUCAGGGAAACCUCUGCGUCAGUUCAUCUAUUCUCUGGAUCUGGCUCGUCUCUUUCUGUGGGUUUUAAGGGAAUACGAUGAAGUGGAUCCAAUCAUUCUCUCAGUCGGCGAGGAAGACGAGUUGUCCAUAAAGGACUGUGCAGAUGCCGUGGUAGACGCUUUGGGAUUCAAAGGUGAUGUGAUCUACGACACCAGUAAAGCUGACGGCCAGUUCAAGAAAACCGCCAGUAACGCCAAACUGCGCCAAUACCUGCCAGACUUCCAGUUCACUCCGUUCAGAGAAGCCAUCAAGGAGACGUGCGACUGGUUUGUGGCCAAUUAUGACAUCGCCCGUAAAUGACGAUGUUGUGUGCUGGAAACUAUAAACUAACAGCCCUAUUUUUACUAAAGCUAUAGAGUAAUCACGUCUUAACCUUCUUUACAGGUUUGGUUCAGUUUGUCUUAUAAAUACACAUUUUUGGGGGGAGAAGCAACCUACUACAAAUGAUUAUAAUAAAUAAAAAUAACCUGUUAAAAUUUCAGUUUAUCGAUCACAUAUGAUCUUAAUGGAUUGUAAAAUUUCUAAUGGACAUUCAGAAUUUUUCUAUGU